GUGGGGGAGUGGCUGAGACUGGCAGUGCAUUUGCUGCGUGCUGAACUCCGGCAGAGAGUAAUGGAAUGAGUUUACCCGUGCAAUCAGAGCAAGCGAAGGAUCGCACGUUGGGAACUAUCUAACAACUGCAACUACUACGACUGUAUAAACUCCAGCACUCUGUAAAACCAAGGGGGACAAAAACAACAGCCAAACAAAACACACACAAGGAGGAGCAAUAACAGGUUGACAUACGCACACUUUCCCUCUGAAAAAGGAUAUGUUCCUGGACAUAAAAUAAAAAGGAAUAAAGCCCAAAAUGAAGCUAACCACUCUGUGCUAUUUCGGCUUUCUCCUGAACACCGUGGCCAUACAGCUGAGCACCUCACAAUCAGUAUGUGCCGGGACGGAGAACAAGCUGAGCACUCUCUCAGACCUGGAGCAGCAGUAUCGCACCCUGCGCAAGUACUACGAGAACUGUGAGGUCGUCAUGGGCAACCUGGAGAUCACCAUCAUUGACCGCAACCGAGACCUCACCUUCCUCCGGUCUAUUCGGGAAGUGACAGGCUACGUGCUGGUAGCCCUGAACCAGUUUGAGUACCUGCCGCUGGAGAACCUGCGCAUCAUCCGCGGGACCAAGCUGUACGAGGAACGCUACGCUCUCGCCAUCUUCCUCAACUACCGGAAAGACAGCAACGUUGGGCUGCGUGAGCUGGGCCUUAGGAACCUGACAGAAAUCCUCAAUGGAGGAGUAUACGUGGAUCAAAACAAGUUCCUGUGCCACGCCGAUACAGUCCACUGGCAGGACAUCGUGCGCAACCCACGCUCUGAGCUCCUCGUGGUGCCAACCAAUAGCAGUGCAGGAUGUGGACGGUGCCACAAGUCCUGUACAGGUCGCUGCUGGGGUCCCAACAAUUUCCAGUGCCAGAGCUUAACAAAGACAGUGUGCGCUGAACAGUGCGAUGGACGAUGUUUCGGCCCCUACGUCAGUGACUGCUGUCAUCGGGAGUGCGCAGGGGGCUGCUCCGGACCUAAGGACACAGACUGCUUUGCUUGUACAAACUUCAACGACAGCGGGGCGUGUGUCACCCAGUGUCCACAGCCUUUCGUCUACAACCCCACCACCUUCCAGCUGGAGCACAACCCCAAGGCCAAGUACACCUACGGGGCAUUCUGCGUCAAGAAGUGUCCGCAUAAUUUUGUGGUGGACCACAGCUCCUGUGUGCGAGCCUGCCCCAGUAACAAAAUGGAAGUGGAAGAGAAUGGCAUUAAAAUGUGCAAACCCUGUACUGAUAUCUGUCCCAAAGCGUGUGAUGGCAUUGGGACGGGCAGUUUGCAGUUAGCUCAGACGGUGGAUUCCAGCAACAUAGACAAGUUUGUCAACUGCACCAAAAUCAACGGGAACCUGGUCUUUCUUAUCACUGGCAUUGAAGGGGAUGCUUACCACAGCAUUGAGGCUUUGGAUCCUGAUAAACUCAAUGUGUUCAGGACUGUCCAGGAGAUUACAGGGUACUUAAACAUCCAGUCUUGGCCACGGAACAUGUCUGACUUCAGUGUGUUCUCCAACCUGGCGACUAUUGGAGGCAGAGUCCUUUACAGCGGUAUCUCCUUGCUAAUCCUCAAGCAGCAGUGGAUCUCCUCCCUGCGGCUGCAGUCGCUUCAGGAAAUCAGUGCUGGGAACAUCUACCUCACCGACAACAACCUCCUCUGCUACUACCACACCGUCAACUGGACCAGCCUCUUCAGGACCAGCUUGCAGAAGACCAUCAUCCGCAACAACCGCAACCCCAGCAACUGCACUGCUGAGAAGAUGACGUGUGACCCCUUGUGCUCGGACCAUGGUUGCUGGGGUCCCGGUCCAGACCAGUGCCUGUUCUGCAGAUUCUUCAGCAGGGGAAGGACCUGCAUUGAGUCCUGUAACCUCUAUGAAGGGGAUUUCCGUGAGUUUGCCAAUGGAUCAGUCUGCAUUGAAUGUGACUCCCAGUGUGAGAAGGCUGAGGAUAAUAUGUUCACCUGCCUCGGCUCGGGCCCAGACCACUGCGUGACGUGUUCUCAUUUCAAAGACGGCCCGAACUGUGUAGAGAAAUGCCCAGAUGGUCUGCAAGGCGCCAACAGCUUCAUUUUCAAAUAUGCUGAGGCCAACAAUGAGUGUCACCCCUGCCAUUCAAACUGCACCCAGGGGUGUAGAGGCCCUACUAGUGCUGACUGCAUUUUCUAUCCCUGGACGGGUCAUUCCAUAUUACCACAACAUGCUAGAACUCCGCUGAUCGCCGCAGGAGUCAUUGGCGUGCUCUUCGUUGUGGUCAUCGUGGUGCUGAGUGUGGCGGUUUAUGUCCGGCGAAUGAGCAUCAAAAAGAAAAGAGCGCUGAGGAGAUUCCUGGAGACAGAGCUUGUGGAACCCCUCACCCCCAGCGGCACAGCGCCCAAUCAGGCCCAGCUGCGCAUCCUGAAGGAAACAGAGCUGAAGCGAGUCAAAGUGCUCGGCUCGGGCGCCUUCGGGACAGUCUACAAGGGCAUCUGGGUUCCAGAGGGAGAGACAGUGAAAAUUCCUGUGGCCAUAAAGAUCCUUAACGAGGCAACAGGACCCAAGGCUAAUGUCGAGUUUAUGGAUGAGGCCCUGAUCAUGGCCAGUAUGGACCACCCCCACCUGGUGCGGCUGCUGGGGGUCUGCCUCAGCCCCACAAUUCAGCUGGUCACCCAGCUGAUGCCCCACGGCUGCCUGCUGGACUACGUCCACGAACACAAGGACAACAUUGGCUCCCAGCUCCUGCUCAACUGGUGUGUCCAGAUCGCUAAGGGGAUGAUGUACCUGGAGGAGAGACGGCUGGUGCACAGAGACCUGGCCGCCCGGAACGUCCUGGUCAAGUCGCCCAACCACAUCAAGAUCACAGACUUCGGGCUGGCCCGCCUGCUGGAUGGUGAUGAGAAGGAGUACAAUGCUGAUGGGGGCAAGAUGCCAAUAAAGUGGAUGGCCCUGGAAUGUAUCCACUACAGGAAAUUCACCCACCAGAGUGAUGUGUGGAGCUACGGUGUUACAAUCUGGGAGCUCAUGACGUUCGGUGGGAAGCCCUACGAUGGAAUUCCUACCCGGGAAAUCCCAGAUCUUCUGGAAAAAGGGGAGCGCCUGCCACAGCCACCAAUCUGCACCAUCGACGUCUACAUGGUCAUGGUGAAAUGCUGGAUGAUCGAUGCAGACAGCAGACCGAAGUUCAAAGAGCUGGCAGCCGAAUUCUGCAGAAUGGCCCGGGAUCCCCAGCGCUACCUGGUUAUCCAGGGCGAUGACCGUAUGAAGCUCCCCAGCCCCAGUGACAGCAAGUUCUUCCAGAGCCUGCUGGAUGAGGAGGAGCUGGAGGACAUGGUGGAUGCAGAGGAGUACCUGGUGCCCCAGGCCUUCAACAUCCCUCCCCCCAUCUACACCUCGCGACCAAGGAUUGACUCCAACCGGAGUCAAAAUGGACACAGCCCUCCUCCAGCCUACACCCCAAUGUCUGGGAACCAGUUUGUAUACCGGGAUGGGGGCUUCAGCACUGAGGAUUUGAUUCCGUCUUUGGGACGGGCACUGCAGCCGUGUGCCGCCCCAGAGACACCGGCAGGGCAGGGGGCAGCUCCGGAGGCAUUCGAAGACACCCGCUGUAACGGAACUCUGAGAAAGCAGGUGUCUCCACGGGCCAUGGAGGACAGCAGUGCUCAGCGCUACAGUGCAGAUCCCACCGUCUUCCUGGCAGAGCGUGGGCCCCGGGGGGAGAUGGACGAGGACGGAUACAUGACACCUAUGCAAGACAAGCAGCCCACAGACUAUCUUAAUCCAGUUGAGGAAAACCCUUUUGUCACACGCCGGAAGAAUGUAGACAUCCAUGCCCUGGAUAACCCAGCAUACCACAGCGCCCCCAACGGGCAACCCAAGGUGGAAGAUGAGUAUGUCAACGAGCCCCUGUACCUCAACACCUUCCAUAACACAGCAGAGAAUCCUGAGUACCUGAAGAACACCAACACCAUCAGCGAUAAGAAACCCAAGAAGAACAAUGGGACCCCACUCCUCACCAACACUGUCAGCGAUAAGAAACCCAAGAAGAACAAUGGGGCUCCAAUCCUCACCAACACCAUCAGCAACAAGAAACCCAAGAAGACCUUCGACAAUCCAGAGUACUGGCACCACAGUCUUCCCCCAAAGGCAACGCUCCACAACCCUGAAUACCUACAGGAGUGCAACACCAAGUUUUUCUACAAACAGAAUGGACACAUCCGACCUGUGGUAGCGGAGAACCCAGAGUACCUGUCUGAGUUCUCCCUGAAACCAGGGACUAUGCUGCCCCCACCUCCUUACAGGCAGAGGAACACAGUGGUGUAAUGUCUACAGCAGGAUUUCCCAAUCCUGGUCCUGGGGGACCCCUGUGUCUGCUGGUUUUCAUUCCAACAGUCUCAGUGACUUACUCAGACCUUUAAUUGAACUAAUAAUUUGCUUAAUUAGACCUUUUUAAUUGUUCUCAGCUCCUACAAAGUUGCCAAUUUCAAGUUACUUAUAAAUUUGUAUAGUUAACUUGAAAUCUCCAACUGUUUUAAAAGCAGAAAACAAUUAAAAAGGUUUGAUUAAGCUAAUGAAUAGUUCAGUUAAGUUAUUGAGAACUCAGUUGGAAUGAAAACCAGCAGGGACAGGGGUCCCCUGGGACCAGAAUUGGGAAACCCUGGCCUACAGUAUUAUAAUCCAGUGUAAACAGGGAAAUUGGUCUGUCUGCAGAACUGUUUCCCUGUGCAGCACCCCAAAAAGUCCAGACUUUUGAUUCCUCAGAACAGUAACAAAAUAAAUCUGUUAAGACCUUGACUGGAAGAAGCAUUUUUUAUCAUCCUGCAAAAGGGGACUCGAAACUUUUGCCACGUACAAACCCCAAGGAGCAGUGAUGAAUGAUGAACUUUCCACCUCUAGCAGCUGUUUUCCUUAUCCCACGGUGUUCUGUGGUGAAAAAGCCUGCAGAGUUUUAAAGAAUGUAUCUUUAGCGACGUUCCCAUUCUCUGAAAUCAGUAGGAGCAAUGAUGAACAAAAAACUGUUGGUAAGGAUGGGUGUUGUUUCUCCUUGAUCAUUCCUCUUUCUUUCCCCAUCUUCAUUUGUUGGAAUGUAGUUCAAAGCAAUAUGGAGGCAACACAUCAGCCACGUGACAUGAAGGAUAUUCUUAGAAGAAAACCAAGUAUUUUGGAUUUGGUUUUACAUACUUCCAAUUCUGAGGGACACUAAUGAAGGAACACCAGCAAGAGCAACUGUUUCUGAUGGAAACAGACAUCUUGGGAUGGUGAACUGCCACAUAUCGAUUAUGGAUAUUCUUGUUGUUGUUUGCUGUUUGUUUGUUUGUUUUUACAAGAGGGUAUUUUCACAGAGCUUCUGUUUACCUGGGAUCUACAGUCCAUGAAACUGGAAUUAUUUAAACUUGAAAUGAAUACAUACUGGUUGGUCUGGUACGGUUCAAUAGGGUGAAUACAAUAUACCAUGUAUUGCAGGUUAAAAACAGAAGCUCUGUAACCACCAUUCCAUAGGUGGUUGAAUCCUGCAGGUGUAGCCAGAUAGACUGGGACUGAGUGGUCCUUGUCUAGAACAAUAAACAUGUGAAGCAGCCGGAGAGACCCAGAAGCCACUCUCAAUCUGAAGCAAUUGAAAGAAGCAUUUGGUCAUUAAGUAGAAGGGCGGUUUUGUUUGAUUUGAUGUCUCCUUCUGUCUCAUCUUGGCUUAUAACCAGGACAGAUAUGACCAAUUGCUUAAAAAAUAAGCGCCAAUAAGUGUUGCAUCAAAUUAUAUUAAUACAACUAUAUUUUAAUUUGUCCAGUGUUUAUUAACCUUUUUGUUUUUCUUACCUUGGAGAGCCACUAUAAACACACAAAAGAAAAUGUGUUUCAUAUUAUAUAUGAAAACCAUGGCUCUUGGACAGUGGAGAACAAAAUAAACAUACCCAGUAUUCCAUGUAGCCCUGUCAUUGGUUCAGUAUUGUUGUCUGCUCUUCAGCUGUUGAGCUCCACAAAAGCUUGAACAGCUAACACCCAGUGGAGGAGCAGUACUGAACCAAGAACCACCCGCAUUUCAAAACUGAGGUUAACUUUUAUUAUUAUUUAAAUAUAUAGUAUGACCUUUUCAAUGACCAGUCUUUGAACUUUAUCUACCGUGGUGCAAUGCAAUGAAAUGGCCCCCAAAAAAGUUUCAAAAGCUGCUGUUUACUGGUCUGCACUGCAAAUAAGAGUAUCAGAAUACAUCAUCCGUUUUUUUUUUUUUUUUUUUUUAGAGAAACGUUAUUGGUGAGGCAUGCCCUUAACCUUCACUAACAGACAUAGAUAUAAGUCUUAAAACAAUACUACGCGGUUCUGUAUUUUAUACUUAAAGCAUUAACUUUGGCAGAACCCACUCUAAUGGAAAAAAAACUGUGCCAAAAUGUUUUUAGUAAAUUUAGUUGGAUAUUUAGUUUUAAAAAGUAGGUUCCAUAAUUGAAAAGGUUAAGCCGAUCUUUUAUAUAAAAGACCUGUACACAACAAUAAUUUCUACUGAUCGCUACUGCUAAAAAUAACGGCAGCAUCCGAAAUCAUUCUGCAUUGACUUGUGUUUUUUGUUUUUUAAAUGUAAGAGUACUUAAUGCUCUGGUGUAGCACUUUUAUUAGCUUUCAGAAAGCUGUUUGAAAGUUAAUACCUAUACAGGUAGAUGGCUUGUUUUUUGAGUGUGUCUCUCAACCUAAUGGCUUUUGGGGGAAAAGGAACCCGCUCAUUUGCACAAAUCAAUAUUAUUAUUCUGACACUGCACAAUACAAUUUUCUAUCUGAUUCAGAACAAAGUUAGACAACUGAACAAGUUUGUUUCCUGUCUAUUUCUUCAAAUGCUCUAUAUUGUCCUCCACAUGCUAUUAGGUUCAGAGCACAGGGGGGUAACACAAUCCCCCAAAAGAAAACCACACACAGUUGUUCAACUGCAGAACGUGCCAAGAAUGGGAUUACGGCAAAUUGUGUUUCUUUUAAACUAAAUUCAGGAUAAUGGAGAAAAAGUACUUUAAAAAUGUGCAAGUAGUUUUUACAUGUGGCAGUAUGUGUUGCACGCUGCUAAAUAUAAAGACGUGAUUUUGCUUGCUGUGUGUAUCCCAGUAGAAUGAAGUGCAACCAUAGACAUAUCAGCACAUGGGUGAAGUGGAAAGAAAACACUGGACUUGUGUAUUUUGAGGUAUACAUUUAAGGUUCAACAGAUCGAUCUAGAUUCUGGCUGUACCAGACCUUCAGGUAGUAACUGAGCUAUUUUGUUGUUUGUUUUCAUAUUUUUUUAACUUAAACAUGCUUUCAUAGAAUGGAAAUGCAAUGGUAAUGUCUGCGUAAUAGAUUGGAAAGCAGUGUCUGACCAUUGCUGAGAUGUAUCUGAUUGGAACAGAACUUGGUUCUCCAUAUAAAAGCAAAGACAUUACCAUUUCUCUAUAUGAAAGUUAUAUAUGUAGGUGUGUGUAUACAUAUAUACACACACCUCCAUGAAAGUUCAAAUCGUAUAAAGGCAAUUGGGAUUGCCACUGCAUUACAGUGUACAGGUGGUAUUUGAAGACAUGGAAAUUGUUCUAUGUCUUCUCUUGAAGGAAUAUGUAGCAUACACUGUUACUGGCAUUAUAUGGGUCGAUUUUUAAUUUACAAAAUGAGCAGCUGUUGAGGAACAACUAAACCAAAACCCAAAUGUGUUUUGUAACACAGAACUGAAACUUAUUUUAUAGUGCGAAUAGCAGGCUAAAACAAAAGACAAGUAGGUUAUUACUAAGAACCAUAAGGCUCCCCCUUGAUGUCAUGCGUGUAACGGGAAGCCUCUGUGGCUAAAGCUAGAGGAGAAGGAACAUGUUAGGGGCCCCUUUUAGUUGUGAGCUAAAAUGCUAACAAAUUGAGAAAAUCUAUGAACGACACAGAUGAGCCAAGAACAGUCAAGGUGAACCCAUGCACUUAGGGGCUGUAAAAAAAGCAAAACAAUAUUGAACAAAAUAUACGUACUUUUAUUUAUUUUAGCCCUUUUUUGAAAAUAACUGUAAAAAUGUCAUCUCAUACAGUCAGAUGCUAAAUUACUGGCUUACUGUUAAGGAAAAGCUAACAUGGAAGGACGUUCUUUUUUUAUAUACAUAUUUGGACAGCUGGUCAGUAUUGAUUAUGCCAAUAUCCUUGCUUUUGCCAAUCUGCUGUAUUACACAUGUGUGCACCUCAGUGACUUAAUGACCUUUCUGAAGUCAGUGCUUUUACACACAUGACUCCAGGCAUUGGUUUGUUAUCAGAAUACUAAGUCGUUUAUCAGACAGAAUGCUGCCAUCAUUAGCAAUGUAGGGUUAAAUAUCUUCCGUAUCUACCCGUAUUUUUUUUUUUUUUUGCUGAUUCAGCAAUCAGACUUUCAUAGUCUAGCCUUGAUUUUAAAAAAUCAUCACCAACUUCAUCAACCCAUAAUUGCCAGUCAAAGAACUGGUUCAGAAAUGUGACUUUGACGGUGAAGGCCAAGCAAAUUAAACACGGUAAAAAAAAAAAAAAAAAAAGUGUUUGUUCCAUAAGAACAUUCCUUAUUGUUUUCCCGGUAAUCCUCAUUUCCUUAUGGUUUUCCCGGUAAUCCACAUUUCCUUAUUGUUUUCCCAGUAAUCCUCAUUUCCUUAUUGUUUUCCUGGUUUUCCAGACAUCUGGGAAAUGAAAAAGAUCAACAGUAAACCAUGGUAUUUUGAAAGAUCGAAAGGGGCCACUGAAUAUUUGUUUCAUGGUACUAGCUUAAGUUCUGGCUCGGGUUUAGUCAGUUCUGACUUACACAUGUCAACGUAUACAGCUAUGGCCAAAAGUUUUGCAUCAGCCUGUAGAAUUAACUAAUUUUGCUUCAUAAAAUCAAAUGAAACCUGCUGAACAAUGUUACGUUAACAUAUUGAAUUACAUACCUCUCUGUAGUUUCCCAUAUACCUAAAAAGAAAAUGAAAAAUUUGACAUUUUGAAAUCUAACACAAAAUACUGUACUAAUAUUAUGGCUUCCGGUAGACUUUUUGCGAUAUCAUUUUGUAGUUUCUUUGAUUACAAGAUGUUAAAUAAAAGAUAUAAAUUAUGUUCAUAUAGUUUUGUUUUUUAUAAUUACGUCUCAAUCCUAAAACUUUUGUCCAUAGGUGUAGAGAGAGCCGUCUACACAAUUAAGAAUGAAGGGAUGAAAAUAUGACAUGUUGGAAUAGUUGUUCCUUAAGAUUUACUACUAUAUGUUCAUUGAAAAAUGUGAAUAGUAUUUUUAUAGACUGCUGAAGAAUUGGCCAGGUGCAUUUGUAAAUAAGGGGAAAUAGUUUCUUUCAGGAUUGUUUUUUUCCCCUCCAUGGGAUCAGUUUCUGUUGAACAUAAUUGUCUUUAGGGUUAAUAUUAUUAUUAUUAUUAUUAUUAUUAGUAUAUAAUUAUUAUGUUUUCUUUGUGUAUAUAUGUGUAAUUUGGAUUGUGAAUUUUUAUUUCGGGAGCUCAUAAAUUGAGGCAUUUAAUUGUGAUUCGUGUUUAGCACAAAUCGUGAAUGUGUUUUAACUUCUGCACUUGCUCAUGUUGUAGGAGCUGCUUUUACUGUUCGAUGUACUGUUACUUCUUAUUCGCUUCCUUUCUUUUCUUUUGUCAGUCCCGCUGUUACAGAAUACAAUGGUGCCCUGCUGCAAUUCUGAUAAUUGUAAUGACUUCAGAAGCUACGGCUCUAUCCCUCUCCCUCUCUCUCUCAGUAGCCCUGUAUUCUAGGACAGGGUCUUUGGAUUUUCUUGAGUUCUUCCUUUAAGACCCUGUGUUCUGUUUGUCUCUCUUUCUCUUUCUCUCUCUCUGUCUGUGUGGUGCUGUUGGGCAUUGUUACUGUGAACCCUCCCGAGUUAUGCCUUUUGAUCCUUGGGUUGAGUGCUAACUGUAAUACUGACCGCAGUAAAAAGCUCCAGCCAGUGUUGCCAACACAGUUUAUAAAAAUAACUGCAUUAACUUGUAAUAAAAAACAUAGUGAGUGGGUUCAGGGUUUUGUCUUUUUAAUUGAAUCUCUAUUUACAUGUUUUCACCUUGUGAUCGCAUGAAUUAGGGUCCACCAAAUUGGUCACCCAAGGAAAAACAGGUAACAGUGUAUAGUUUACAGAUCUGUUCACAGAAGUGUGUUAUAGGAGUGUUAUUAACGAUUUCCACAGUUAUUAAAAACAAUAACAGGCAAUAGCAAAACAGGUUUAUAAAAUUUAAAUCGGGCACUACAAUAAAUAAUAUAAUCUCAUUCAAUCAUGACAUGAAUCUUUCCACUGGUAAUGUUUCAUUACUGCAAUGCUCCUGCAUAAAACAUAACAAUAAUGUUGCAUGUAGAAGCUGAAAGCACACCUGUGUUAAAGGACAAGCCGGUUUGAUCUCAAGGAAUGUGGUGCACAUGAAUCCAAUUUCAGGAAUCAACGCGAGGGUGACAGAACUGGCUUAGGUGGGUCAAAUAAGACUCGAAGCAGUGGGUUAGCCCGGUGUUAAUGUAUCAUAAGAGAUUAUGGGCUAAAAGCAGGGCUGGAGAUAUUCGGGAAACAUGGACCUCAUGUCAGGGGGCCCAAGUAAGGAGAUAAUAAAGUAAGAAUUGAGCUAGUGGAUUUUAGGGGACGGGUCGAACAUAAUAGUUAAAUGUAAAAACCGAGAGAGCAUAGGUCACACCACUGUAUGCAUUGAAGUAGGAAGGUCAUUUUGAGGAAUACCUUUUUAGUCUACCAUAGCUUUUAAAUUGGAGGGAGCGCAUCUGUAUGUCGUUACAAAUUCAGCAGCCAGUGCCUCCCAGAUUGGUAUAAAGAUAGAUUUCUAAAGCAACUGAAAUAAAGGGAAAUCAAAUGGGGAGUUUUCAACUGUUGGCAGCGCUGGUAACUGCUUUUAAUUUGCAGCAAACAUUUCACUAUCCCUAGGCAAUAGCAUUUAAAAAAAAAAUCCUGCAUUUUUGUUACAUGAAUCUGUCAAAAAUAUAUUUUUAAUUUAAUAUAAAUAAAGAUCAAUAAAAUAUAAAAAA
Messenger RNA from Acipenser ruthenus (sterlet), 10943 nucleotides. RefSeq names its product receptor tyrosine-protein kinase erbB-4-like. NCBI's taxonomy places the organism in Eukaryota, Metazoa, Chordata, Actinopteri, Acipenseriformes, Acipenseridae. Gene Ontology annotation, molecular function: ATP binding; transmembrane receptor protein tyrosine kinase activity; epidermal growth factor receptor binding. The transcript is spliced from 28 exons. The record is from RefSeq and is a predicted model, not a curated record. Gene Ontology annotation, cellular component: basal plasma membrane; signaling receptor complex. Gene Ontology annotation, biological process: positive regulation of kinase activity; cell surface receptor protein tyrosine kinase signaling pathway; multicellular organism development. The coding region runs from base 299 to 4327 and encodes 1342 amino acids.